Cladocopium goreaui is the source of this 1866-nucleotide messenger RNA. NCBI's taxonomy places the organism in Eukaryota, Dinophyceae, Suessiales, Symbiodiniaceae. The record is from the annotation of a GenBank genome assembly.
AUGGCGAAGAUGGUGGAGGACGGCGAGUGGCUGGGUCGCCCCGCGACGUUGGUGAUGCUGGCGGUGGCUGUAGGAUUCCUGGGGCUGCUGAAGCUGGCAUUACGCAGCGAUCAACGAUUCAAGGAAACUCUACCGUGGGAUGAGAGGGAAGAUUUCCUAAUGUGUGUCAAGGCCAAAGCAAGUCCACAGGAUCCGAGAGCGGGUGCAGCUGGUGCUGGUGCAGCUGAUGCAGUGGAACAGCCACCACAGAACGAAGCAGAGCAACAUGGGAAGACGAACGACAAGGGAGCUGAUGAAGUUCAAAGCGACAGGGACGAGCAGCCCAGGGAAAACAGAGGAGACGAAGAAGUGAAGAGUGAAGAGAAGGAAGAGGAGGAGAAAAAAGACGAAGCCGCAGGUAGUCUGGAAAAAUUGCCAUCCAUCUUUCGCACUGUGCGAGGCAUUGUCGAAGGGCUCUUGGACACCAUAAGCCAAGCCCUUGGCGGCGAGAAUGUUCUUGACAGUAUCAAAGAAGUCAUCAGCAACGCAGAAAGCGGCACGAUUCAUCGUGCCAUUGCAUCGCUCCAAUCGCACAGGAGUGGAGCCGAUCAAGCCACGGUUCGUGCUCUCCAACGUGGUGACACACACAAAUUGUGGGUGAAUGAGGAAGCGUUGGAUGCCGAUGCAGAAGGCGAGAGAAGGAGAGAUGCGACAUCAGUGCGCAUAGAAGGCAGCGCGGAAGACUUGCCUAUGGAAGGAGAGGAGUCGGUGCCUGUAGCUGAAGCUUUCGGAAGGAGGCAGACAUCGGCAGCCGAGAUUGAAGUGCAGCCAAUGAAUCCUGAGGAUUUUGCAGACAGGAGAGAAGUGUCACCUGUGCACGAAGCGGCACCUGUGCGUAAAGAUGGUGCUGCAGAAGUGCAGGGAGAGAGCAGGUGUGGACGACGACCUCCACCACCAUGUCUACUACUACAGCAGAGGGCAGAGGAGAAGGAGGAGGAAGAGGAGGAGGCAAGGGCCAUGCAUGGACGCCUGGCCGAAGAUGGAGCAGGUCACGUGGUGAAGCUGUCGACUGAGUUGGGCAAGACCAAUCACUUUUUCGGUUCUUCUGUCAGCAUCAGCAGGGCAAAGCCACAAAGCCCGGUGUCUGAACGGAGCCAGGGCCGACCGCCCCAGGCAUUGUCGUCUGGAGUUGUGCCUUUCUCAACGCCGUUUUCUUUUCGAGCACAUUACCGCCGCCAGAUUCUGAUCCAGCAUGCAGACCCGAAUCCGAAGCUUGGCGCAAUGCGAACGGGUUCCGUGGCAUAUUGGGCGCAAAAAUUCACUGUUGGCACUGUAUCUGCCACCGUUGGAGAUUUUAUCAUCCUCCUGCUAUUUCUGAUGGUUAGAAUUAGAAUCGAAGAGCGGGACGAGUGGACUGAUGAAGACAAAACUGAACGGCGAAAGUGGUGGCGCAACAGGACCAUUGCAUUCUGGUUCAUUGCUGUCUUGUACAAGAGCUUUUGCAUUUUCUACGUCUGUGCCUUUAUUGCCAACGUCAGCAAGGAGGAUGCCAACCAGUUGCUGGAGGCUACUGCAAUGUCCCUGCUGCAGGAUCUUGUUCUGAAGCCAGCAAUCCUUGCACUCAUCCUGGCAGUGGUCUCAACUCUGGUACUCACCUGCCGUCCCAGCAUCAAAAGGAACAUUCAAGCCAAGUGGAUGGAAGAUAGAAGUGUCGAACAUGUCGCAGCCAAGGACUCGAGAGGUUCUCCAAUCCCAAGCGAAUUUUGCGAAGCCAAUGAUGUGAAGGAGGAAGGUGACGGACAUCCACCGCUUCGUCCGGUUCGUUCGGUUCGUGAUCCAAAUGAGGCACAGUUUGCCAGUGUCCUUCCUGGGAUGCCUGGACCAUGA